Thunnus maccoyii (southern bluefin tuna) is the source of this 2394-nucleotide messenger RNA. It is a transcript of the gene pla2g3, whose product is annotated as phospholipase A2 group III. The transcript has 7 exons. The record is from RefSeq and is a predicted model, not a curated record. Lineage: Eukaryota; Metazoa; Chordata; Actinopteri; Scombriformes; Scombridae. Gene Ontology annotation, molecular function: A2-type glycerophospholipase activity. Gene Ontology annotation, biological process: arachidonate secretion; phospholipid metabolic process. Bases 199 to 1854 code for a protein of 551 amino acids.
AUGUUGCUUUUAUUGUAAACACCCCCCGCGUGCCUCCUCCUCCCCCUUCCUCCCCCCUCCUCCUCUCUCAUUUAAAAACCAACCUGGAGUCUGUUAAUCUGUCAUAAAGUCCUCAGUGACUGAAGCAAUAAUUAGUUUUAGAUCUAACAGCCUCUCAGCUUCUUUCAUUCAGCCGCUCUGCUCCGUCGACGCGCCACCAUGACGCGCAUCGCUCCUCUUCUCGCUGUCAUUUUAACAUCAUCACUCCUGAGCCGCACCGCUGCACAAACCACGAUCCUCUGCGCUUGGACUAAAGUUACAUCCAACCAAGAAGCGCACUACACUUUUCUCCGGCAGGCCGCUUCAUCCCUGCGCCUCUAUCACAGCGUCUGGUCCGGGGAGCGCACUCAUCUGCUCGGCUGCUCCUGGAGCGACGACGCAGCGUUGAUCCAGAACUAUUUGUCUCUGUGCCAGGAGCGCACGCAGGAGUUUUCAGAUCAUCCAGAUGAUGAACGUUUCUAUUUGGACUCCGUGUUUUUUGAGGCAGAGGAUGUGUGCGUCUCUCUGGAUUCUCCGGAGCUCACCGAGCUCACUGAGCGCGCGGGGAAGAGGGAGGCGAGGAGCGUCGGGGGUCGUCAAGAUCGACAUGAAAGGUCAGAGGUCAAGAGCCAUCAGCGUGUGAAGCGCGGUUUCAUUGUGCCGGGGACUCUCUGGUGCGGAUCUGGCAACAAGGCGCCAUCAUAUGCAGAUUUAGGAGUUUUUUCAGACACAGACAGCUGCUGCCGUGAACACGACCAGUGCAAAGACACCAUCCUGUCCUUCGACUCCAAGUUCGGCGUCUUCAACAGCAACAUCUUCACCAUGUCGCACUGUGACUGUGACAACAAGUUUCGCAAUUGUCUAAAGGAGGCGAACGACAGGAUAUCUGACGUAGUGGGAUAUACCUUCUUUAACCUGCUGAAGAUGCACUGCUUCGAGUUUUCCCACGAACUCCAGUGUGUAGAGAGAAACUGGUUUGGAAUGUGUAAAGAGACUCAAAUGGCUCUAUAUGCUGUGGUGCAUCCACCCACGCUCUACGAGUACGCCACUCCAACCGAGGUCAGCAUGAACAGCACAAGCUUCAUCAACACUACCACACCUGCAGGAAGCCUGCAGAACAGCACGUCUGACCCACACCUGUUCUCCAUCGCUGCCGCAGCAUCCACCGUCCCCACACCUUCAACCAGCUCCCCGUCUACCUCCAUCGCUCCUGUUACCAACGUUACGGUCUCCACAGAUAAUCACACAUCAGAGGCACCGACAGGAUCAACACCUGAGCAUAGAGAUGAUCUGGGGAACACUUUACCCACCAAAACCCAAACUCUGCCUGAGCAGAAUAUCACAGACAACCGGCUGUCAUGUGGUAUUUAUAAGGAUCUUGACGAGUGCAGGAACAAAAUCCUUCCCCGGCAGGAGAGAUACGGCCUCCACAACUCUGAGCCCAGGACUCUGUACCACUGCAACUGUACAACCAGAUUCUUUCAGACUUUGGCUAAACAGAGACAACUGACCGAAGUACAAACUCUUCUGCUGGGACACAUCUCUCAGUCCUGCUUCCUGCGUCAGGACUGCACAGCAGGCAACAUCUGUACAGCAGUCUUGGUGAAAGCAGAGCUCCCUCAGCUGGACCAGAGCAGCGGUGCAGACGUGGAGGAGCAGCUCCAUCUACAGGCAGUGAGACUGAAGGUCAGGAGACCAAACACAAGGAGAGCUAAAAGAAAAGACCGAGCCGUCAGACUACACAAACUGUGUCUCAGGAUGGUCCGGCCCAAACUGAAGAAGAACAGAAAACAAGCUGCUCUUCAGCCAGCCGUAGGAGGAACGAGGCUCAUCUGAAUGUGUUCAAUAUGAAAUAGAUAAAUAAGACAUCAUGAAAUACAUUAUCAAAAACACAUAUUAUAAACUUGAACUUGUGAAUCAACCCAAUACAUUUUUAAAAUUCAGCUCAUCUUGUUUCUAGUCUAAUUCUAACAGGUUUAGGAUGUUAAAAAGACAAAAGCUCAAAUUUUAGAAAUAGGACAUAAAUAAAUUAAAAUGUGGAAAGAUUCAGACUGAAAUAACAUUUUAUAAUAAUGAGCUGAGUUUUAAAAGUUUGAUGGAUUAUUUCCCAACUUCAUAUUUAUAUGAUGUGUUUUUAUCUGCAUUUAUUAACAUGGUUAUUCAUUUUAUAAUGUCUUUAAUUAUUUAAUAUUGAACUCUUUGGGUCUCCGUUACACAUUGUAGUAUUAUGUAUUUAUAUUGUCUACAUCAGGCAUGUAGUGGAACUCAGUAGGUGUCAGUGUCUAUGUUUUUUAAAGGGAGAUAAAGUAAGAAAACCUGAAAACCAUUUUCACAGCAGACAUUUUGAAACAUCAGGAACAGCACAGGUGUAACUAA